UGCAAAAGACAACGCAAAGCAGCUAUGUCCGCUGCUACUGAGGCCGCCAUGCCUGACUCUUGUCUUGAAGCCUUCUUGGUGCGGCACAACCCCAACUGGGGCCAUCCAGAUGCAGCGCCUAACGUGGUGAUGAAGAUGGCUUCCACCAUAGCCAGGUACUUGUUGAUCACGGUUGGAUCGGUAUACAUAAAGUCGAAGGAGGCACCGGCAAAAGAUGUUCUAAAAGACUUGGUGGAGAUGAGCCGGGGUGUACAGCAUCCGAUCCGUGGCCUCUUCUUGAGAAGUUAUUUAACCCAAAUCAGCAGGGACAAGUUGCCGGAUAUCGGCUCAGAGUAUGAGGGGGAAGGAGGGACUGUCAAGGAUGCCGUGGAUUUUGUGCUGCAGAACUUCACUGAAAUGAACAAGCUAUGGGUGCGCAUGCAGCAUCAGAUAUGGAGGAGGAAAAAGACGAGGAGGGAAGAAGACGAAAGGAGGAGGAGGAGGGGGGAAGAAGAAGACGAAAGGAGGAGGAGGGAGAAGAAGAGGAGGGAGAAGAAGGGGAGGGAGAAGAAGAGGAGGGAAGGAGGAGGAGAGGAGGAGAAAAAAGAUGGAGACUUGAAAAACGAAACAGACGAAAGGAGUAGAGGAGAACACGGAAGAGAGAAGAACAAAGGGGGAGGAGGAGAGAAGAACAAAGGGGGAGGAGGAGAGAAGAACAAAGGGGGAGGAGGAGGAGAGAAGGACAAGACGAAAGGAGGAGGAGUAGAGGAGAAGAAGACGAGAGGAGGAGGAGGAGAGAAGGACAUGAUGAAAGGAGGAGGAGGAGGAGGAGAGAAGAAAAAGGAGGACAAGACGAAAGGAGGAGGAGGAGAGAAGAAAAAACGAAGACGAGAGGAGGAGGAGGAGGAGGACAGAAGGAGAAGACGAAAGAGAAAGGAGGAGGAGAGAAGAAGACGAAAGGAGGAGGAGGAGGAAGAGGAGGGAAGAAGACGAAAGGAGGAGCUGGAGGAGAGAAGAAGACGAACGGAGGAGGAGGAGAAGACGACGAGAGGAGGAAGAGGAGGAGGAGAAGAAGACAGAGGAGGAGGAGGAGGAGGAGGACCUGCCGGCAGUGGAGAAGAAGAAGAGGAGAGGAGGAGGAGGAGGAGGAGGAGAGAAGGACAAGACGAAAGGAGGGGGAAAGAAGAGAAAGAAGAGGAGAGGAGGAGGGGGAGGAGGACCUGCCGGAUUUCGAUGGCGAUGACCAAAAACAAAAAAAAAAAGAGGAUACGAAGGAGGAGGAGGAGGAGAAAGGAGGAGGACAAGGAGGAGGAGGAGAGGAGAAGACGAAAGGAGGAGGAAGAGGAGGAGGAGGAGAAGAAGAGGAGGAAAGGAGGAGGAGGAGAGAAGAAGAGGACGAAAGGAGGAGGGGAAGAAGAAGAAGAAGAGGGAGGAGGAGGUGGAGGCGGCUUCACCCCGAUGGCGCUAGCAGCUACACGGGCAGCGGACGUGGAUUGGUUCUUGACGGGGCAGCUCAACUGGGAGGGACGAUGGCAGCUCGACGAGGAGGAGCAGCGACGACGGCGGGCUUGGAGACAGCAGCUACGACGGGCGGGCUUCGUGAUGGCAGCUUCGCAUUGGAGGAUACCACUGUGUGAAGCAGUGGGCUUGCUGUCCAAUAAACAGUACUGCAGUCCGUGGACUGUCGUGCAUUUGCAAUCAACGGUGGGAAUGCAUGUAUGUACGAUUCUGACAAGUGGCUUUUUUUUUCCUGGCACUUGUCAGGGACUGCCCAAAGAGAAGGAAAAGCGGGAAAAGGAGCGGAGCCAGUUGCGUGACCUGGUAGGGAAGAACCUGUUAGUGCUGAGCCAGCUGGAAGGAGUGGAUCUGGAUAUGUACAAGAGUGAAGUACUUCCGCGCAUUCUUGAGCAGGUUGUUAACUGCAAGGAUGAGAUUGCACAGUACUACUUGAUGGAUUGCUUAAUUCAGGUGUUCCCAGAUGACUUCCACCUUCAGACGCUGGAGACAUUGCUCGGUGCCUGCCCGCAACUCCAGCCAACCGUGGAUGUAAAGACUGUGAUGUCCCAGCUGAUGGAACGGCUCUCCAAUUAUGCACAAGCAUACCCAGAUGUCCUACCAGAAUUUCUUGAGGUGGAUGCAUUUAAUAAACUUCGUGCAGCUGUUGCAAGGGUUGUUGCUGCACAACCCGACAUGCCGCUUGUUGGUGCAGUGAGCCUACAUGUCGCCCUUCUAACGUUUGUGCUGCGAGUGCAUAGCACUCACCUGGAGUACGUCGACCAGGUUCUUGGUGCUUGCGGGAAGAUUAUCGAAGGGAAAGGGAGGAUUAAGGACAGCAAGGCGACAAAGCAGUUGGUGGCAUUGCUGAGCGCUCCGUUGGAGAAGUACAAUGACGUGGUCACGGUCCUCAAGCUCAAGCAUUACUCUCACAUCAUGGAGCACCUCGACUAUGAGACAAAUAAGGUCAUGGCAGUUGUCAUCAUUCAGAGCAUCAUGAAGAACAGCACUUACAUCAACGAUGCAGAGAAGGUGGAGGCAUUGUUUGAGUUGCUGAAGGAGCUGAUUCGCGAUGGUCCUGAUGCUCCCCCAUUUGAGGAGCUUGACCGAGAAGAUUUUGCUGAAGAACAGAAUUUGGUAGCGAGGCUGGUCCAUAUGCUUGUGAAUCAAGACCCUGAGGAGAUGUUCAAGAUCCUGACCACUGCGAAGCAGCAUUUCCUCAAGGGGGGCCCGCAGAGACUGACGUUUACUUUGCCACCAAUUGUUUUCCAGGCUCUGAAGCUUGUCAGGGAAUUGCAGAGCGAAGAACAUCCAGAUGAUGCGCCCGUAACAUCCAAGAAAGUUUUUCAGUUCUUGCUGCAGACGGUUGAAUCAUUGGCUAGUAUACCAGCACCGGAGUUAGCGCUGCGGCUGUACCUGCAGUGUGCUGAGGCAGCUGGUGAUUGCGACCUAGAGCCCAUGGCAUAUGAGUUCUUCACGCAAGCAUUCUUGCUCUACGAGGAAGAUAUUACGGACUCCAAGGCACAGUUGACGGCGAUUCACCUAAUAAUCGGCGCACUGCAGAGGACAAAUGUGUUUGGCGUCGAGAACAGAGAUACCUUGACACACAAAGCAACAGGGUACUCAGCGAAACUGUUAAAGAAGCAAGACCAGUGUCGGGCCGUUUAUGCAAGUUCGCAUUUGUUUUGGAGUAAUGACGAGGGUGGGGUAAGAGAUGGUGAAAGGGUGCUGUUGUGCCUGAAACGCGCACUCAGGAUUGCUAAUGCUGCACAGCAAAUGACAUCUGCUAUGCGAGGCCAUAGUGGCCCAGUCACUCUUUUUGUGGAGAUCCUGAACAAGUACUUGUAUUAUUUCGACAAGGGAAGUCCUUCGGUCACCACAAAGGUUCUUCAGGAUCUCUUGGAGUUGAUCACAAUAGAAAUGAAGAGCGAGAUGACGGCUCAAGAUCCGGCAACAGAUGCGUUCUAUGCGAGCACAGAACGGCAUAUUAACUUCCAAAAGCAGAAGGGCGGCACAAUUGGUGGUGCGUAUGCCGCGCUGCAAUUGCCAUCCACGCAGACGACUUAGCGCGACGGCAAUGAAUGGCCUUGAUUUGGUGCGGUUUUGCUUGGCUUCGCUUUCCUUCACCUGGCUAUUGCUCAAAUCGAUACGGUAUGCACAUUAACCGCCAAAGGCUCAGCUCGUCUUGUCGGCCAGGAAGGUAGUGCGAAAACAGAAAGCUCACUCGCCCAGGCUCAAGUCUGUGUUCGUCUUUGUUGAGGUUCUUGAACCGUUCUCCUGCCCAGCAGCUGGGAGAGUAGGGCCAUGAAUGUGGGAUUCAAAAGUCGGAACGGUUAUGGCAAUGGUGGAUCAGGUGGGCUGCUCGCUACGAAGAAGAGCAGCAGAGCAGAGUGGCACACUCUCUGGUUGGAAGAUUGUGGUGGUUGACAAUGAAGACAGGAGCACGACGUGUUGAGGUGAAGAACAGUGGCUGCAGGUCGCCGGAAUGACGGCAUAAUUGGUGAAAGUCGAGGGCAAGGAGGAGCACAAUGGACAGUUUUGUGGUUGUGGGUGGAAAAGCCCACACAGCGUGGAGUUGGAGCAAGCGAGGGAAUAAAGGGUAGAGAAUCUAGAGGUGAGUGGAUGGGUUGUUUAUUAUCGUGCUGCUGUUUCAGGUAACGUGCACAAGUUCCAUUGUCACAAACCACUGGUGAGAAGCCAUUGAGCCAGCAAAGUAUCUAUGAGAGAGAGAGAGAGGUAUGUGUCUAAGCCAGGGAAUUAUAUGUGUGUGUGUGUGUGUGUGUGUGUGUGUGUGUGUGUGUGUGUGCGUGUGUGUGCGUGUGUGUGUGUGUGACAAUGAUUGUUAUUAGCAAUUUAGCAGUUAUGAGUGGGGUGAUAUAUUGUAAAGUGUUGUCGGAGUUGCUUGUCUACGAAAUUUGUGCUCCCAAUGGAGAAUGCAGAUACCGAUGGAAGAGGAGGAGGAGGGAGGAGAAACAUGCGCAUGGGCAUAUAUAGAGUCGAGUGAAGAGGGGGUUUGCUUGGGAAUCAAUGACUUUUAGAUAACUGCGUGAGCUUGCGAAGUGCGUCUGGUGAUCCUUUUCGGUCUCUAGCUGAAGGCAUAUCACUGGUUGAGAUGCACGAAGUGAUGUUUCAUUCAUUGCGUUUGCAGCUAGCAGUCUGUUUGUUGUGGUCUGUAUUAGUGGUUAGCGAACCAGUUGACAUAAGAGAGAGCUUAGAGAAGUCUCCCCGUAGCAGAAAGCAGUAUGUCAUACAGCUGCUCCUCUCAGGUUUGGACAAACUGGAAGUCGGCAGCGAGCAGGACCAGUCUGGACUGGCGGUCGGCAGCUGGUUCGGUCGCAAUGGCAUCGGUGCUCACGUAAGCGCUUCGGCCUUUUGCAUGCAGGUGGGCGUCUUGUUAGCUUCCUCCUGUGUAAAGAUCAGCAGCAGUCUGAUCGCGUGGAAGGGGAGUGAAGUGCUUUGCAC
Messenger RNA from Chara braunii, 4935 nucleotides. The record is from the annotation of a GenBank genome assembly. NCBI's taxonomy places the organism in Eukaryota, Viridiplantae, Streptophyta, Charophyceae, Charales, Characeae.